Messenger RNA from Bradysia coprophila, 2000 nucleotides. It is a transcript of the gene Dlish, whose product is annotated as Dachs ligand with SH3s. NCBI's taxonomy places the organism in Eukaryota, Metazoa, Arthropoda, Insecta, Diptera, Sciaridae. The record is from RefSeq and is a predicted model, not a curated record. Gene Ontology annotation, molecular function: protein binding.
AGAGUCGCGAGCAUUAAGCCAGAGACAUAAAAAAAAUGUUCGUAAGAAUUUGAUGACUACAGGGAAAUAUGUAUAUGGAGAGAGAGAAACAUCAAUCAAAAUAAUAUGGCUGCGUGAAAAUAAUUAAAAUUUAUCAUCUCUUGUCUUCCUUUAAUUUAAUGUUUAAAAUGUUUGUUUAGUACGACUUAAAAAUUUUAGUUUUACAAUGGCGUUUUUGUGUCCCGUACGGAUACGGCGAGGAAAAAAGAAGAAAGCGUACAACAGCAAUGAUAUUGACAAAGAGUUGAAUCGUCCCAACAAUAUUGGACUUAAUCAUGGAAUGGGCCGAAUAACUGGUUCAGCAUCCAUUGAAACCCUUGUUCGCGUUGGCAUUGAAAAAGAGCACGGACUGAGUCCCGAUUCGAAGAUGGUCGUCCUGCACGAUUUUACUCCCUGCGUUGAUGAUGAAUUAGAAGUGAAACGUGGACAAAUAGUAAACAUUCUGUACAGAGAAAACGAUUGGGUCUAUGUGAUCGGGCAGGACUCCCGACAGGAAGGAUUCAUACCCCAUUCGUACUGUGCACCCGUUAAUACACAACUAGCUGAAAUGGCAAUCAAAAAGAAACUGCCCAGAGAUCAGUCGUUGGGAGCGACAGCAGAUUUACUCGAUGGUGAUAUUCCGAUUGACAAUUGUGACGACAAUAUCUCUGGCUUAAUGGGACUACAGAGUUCGUUGAAGCAUUCACAGGCUAGUCUGAAUUCGGAACCGGAUUUUAUUCCAUUCUCAAAGGAUCCCAGUGGACGGUACAUCGUUCUGUAUACAUUUAUAGCUAGAGACGAAAAUGAUGUGUCAGUGGAAAGAGGAGAAUUUGUCACAGUUCUGAAUCGAGAGGAUCCUGAAUGGUUUUGGAUAGUUCGAAGUGACGGUCAAGAGGGAUUCAUACCAUCCGGUUUCGUUUAUCCGGCUGAUAAUGUAUUGCGUGGAAGUUCGAAAUCUCCACUGGGAAUAGUACAAAAUACGACAAGUACAUCACCAACGAAUAACCCAGCAAAUGGUAACAGUCCAGCGAACAACAAUGUACUGACCAACAACAAUAUUAAUGCGCUUUCGCAAAUAACAAUGACCGGUUCGGAUGAUUUACGGUAUCACGGAACCGAAUUGGUAUUGCUCUACGAUUAUAAGGCUCAAGCACCAGACGACUUAUCAGUGAAACGAGGCGAUUGGAUUUAUGCUGAUCUAAAUAAUCAAACCGUUGACGGUUGGCUUUGGGCGUACGCACCGAAAACUCGUAAAUAUGGAUUCAUUCCAAAAGCAUAUGCACGACCUCCAGCCAUGACCAGCCUUUGAUUCCAUUACGCAGACAUAUUAGGAUUUAAGUCGUAGAAUAAGGUGACGAGAUCUGGAUGAGUGCAAUUGUUGGUUGAAGAAACGAUUUUAUUUAGCGAGAGAGAGAGAGAGAGAUGAUGUCGAGUUGGAAGUGAUAAGAUGUAUUUUGCACGAAGUGGAAACCAACUUUUUUAACGGCUCCGAAAACGGAACGGAGACACUUUCUUAAGUUUACUACAGCGGACAGAAAUGUGUUUCGUCUUGUAAGAGUUAAGUGUUCACUGGUUGACACUGUUCGAGUGGCAUAAUAUGAAAGUGUACCGAGUCUGGGUUGUUGGUAAACUUAAGAUUUUUGUCUCAUGUAUACGACAGGAAAGAGAUCUUUUUGAAAGAUUUAGUGAUGAUUGCCAAUUAUUGCCACGAAAGGACAACAAGACUAUAAUUGUGAAGAGACAAUAAUCAUAUAGGAAAACUAAGAAGUAACGCGACAAAGGACCAACUUCGAUCGUUUUGCCGUGCUAAUCACGUACGAUCUAGCAAUAAAUUUUGUACUCGAAUGAAACAUGAACAAUUAAGAAUUUACGUUAACGGUGAGCUGUUUAAUUAUUAUUUUUUUUUGCCUUUUCUUCCUUUUUUAUUAAUGCUAAAACUGAUGCGCCGAUUUCGGUAAAAAAUAAAAUUUUAUUUACCUUAA